GGAGCAUAGUCACGGGCAGGUCGAUACACAAAGCAGGACAAAGCAGGUCAACGCGCGAGGUAGGGCCUACAGUUAGGAAAUGACGUUCCUGCCGUCAUGUGGUAAUGAGUCACUUGUGCUCACACUACAUUUGCGUUUCAUUCCACUUCCCUGUCUGCUAUUCUGACAGGCAGGCUCACAUCAGAUUUUCCAGAUCGACUACAUUUUUAACUUGAGAAAUGUCUUCCACUGGUACAGAAGACAAUGGCCCUGCCAUAAGCAGUGCUCCACCACAGAGCCUUAAAGUGAAGGUCAACGACAAGACUGUCAGAAUGUCAUCUAAAAGCUCUGGUUCAGGGGAUUUGUCCCAGAGGCCCAAGUCAGCCCCUGGGAGAACUUAUGCACCACGUGGUGGACAAACCACUUUGAAGGACCCCAACAGAAAAGUCACAAGUCCUGCUGGGAAAUCUGCCCCAAAAACUCAAUUCUCUCCAACAACAGGUCAAAGAAGUACAGCAUCAUGGGCAGCACAACCCUUAAGCAAGAGCACCCAACACAGUGGGGACGCUGAGGCAUCUCGUCCCAAGUCUGAGGCUGUGCCCCUGGGCAUUGGUGUGAAAGUGGACAGGGCCACUGUCCAGUCUGUGGAAAUCCAGACUCGUGGCCAGAGCAAGAAUCCUAAGUGGUUCUCCUGGCGUCAAAACCGUAUAACUGCCUCUACCGCUCACCGUGUCUCUCACAGCCGCUUUGUUAGUGGCCAGAGCAAGACUCCACCAGAGUCCUAUAUGACCGCAAUCUUGGGAGAAGGUUCGAAUAUUAAGACCCGAGCAAUGGCCUGGGGCAUUGAGCACGAGGCUCAGGCAGCGCUGAUCUACCAGAGGCUGAAGAGCAAGACGCUGGGGCGCCCCGUGAAGGUUCAGGAGUGCGGCCUCUUUAUCGACCCACAGCGUGCCUGGUUGGCGGCAAGCCCUGAUGGCAUCGUGGAGGAUAAGAAAACAGGGGAGCGCCUUCUCUGCCUGGAGGUCAAGUGUCCCUACAAGCACAGAGAGAACACCGUGAGAGAAGCCUGCCUCCAAGAUUCGGCCUUCUGUCUGGAACUCGGUGAUGAGGGCCAGACGUACCGACUCAAAACCAAGCACAGCUACUACACUCAAGUGCAGUGCCAGAUGGCGGUGACAGGAAUACACAAGGCUGACCUGGUGGUGUUCACCCUGCGUGAGACUGCAGUUGUGCCUCUGACCUUUGACCCUAAAUUCUGGGAUGACACUUUGGCAAAGCUUGAGAAGUUCUACAGAGAAGGGGUCCUUCCACGCCUGAGAGAGAAAGGGAAUAUCAUCCCAUCAGCAUUGCCUGAGGAGUGAAGCCAUCUGCUACGUGUGUUUUUUGUUUUCCUUGCAUGAAACCUUACAGAUCCUGCAGUCGUCUAGUAUAGAGGACAUAUAGUCUGACUGAGCUGGCAGGAGCUGUGAGGUCUGCUGUGCUCUAUCUAGAAUUGGUUGAUGGCUACUGUGCAACUGCAACAAUGAUAAGCCUCUAACAAUGGUGGAGGUAUGCAUGUGUGAUCAAAGUGUUAUGUUCUAGCGACCUCAUACUGGAAAUAUGAAAACCGUAAAGCUUAUGUGGAUGAUACUUUUUAUAAUACCUUAACUGAUAUAUCAUGGUGACCACCAUGAAAAUAGAUUUACUGAUAAAAAUAAAUGGUUUCUAAUACUGGAAUCCAUGCAUGGCAACUCUCUUGCAUUUACACUACACAUUCAGGAGUGCCAGUGGUCUCCUGCAGUGUAAAGGGAAAAGUCUGACAGAAGUUAGCAAGAAAUGCUAAUGUCACUUACAGCAGCUUCUAUAGAUUGUGUGCUGUUACACUAUGGUGCCUUUGUUAUGUGCACGGCUCAAUGCAUGAAACAUAAAAGGGAGGCCACGCAGAAUUUAUAAUAAUAAUACUAAUACGUUAUUUAUUAAAUCCAAUAUCCAGGGUCGUAACACCUUCAAGAGAAAGAUUGUUGUGUGUAGAAUGACUGUAUUCAAUGUUUGAAUAUAGCAGCUGCUCCAAUUGCACUGAACACACUAUGUGAAGGGCUACUUCUGAGUUCCUUGUUUCACAAUAUGGAAUGGGAAAGUGUUUGACCUGUUUUUCUGUCUGCUUUCCUGCAUCUUUUUCAAAGUACAAAAUGUAUCAGGUAUCAGCUCCUAGUUUAUGGGUUUGCUUUUAAACUUGCUUUAGGAAUAAUAAAAAAAAAUACAUGCUUCUAAA
This is a messenger RNA of Clupea harengus (Atlantic herring), 2230 nucleotides long. RefSeq lists its product as uncharacterized. Lineage: Eukaryota; Metazoa; Chordata; Actinopteri; Clupeiformes; Clupeidae. The record is from RefSeq and is a predicted model, not a curated record.